Molecule: messenger RNA, 8791 nt
Organism: Orbicella faveolata
Lineage: Eukaryota; Metazoa; Cnidaria; Anthozoa; Scleractinia; Merulinidae
Biological process (GO): regulation of transcription by RNA polymerase II; cell differentiation
Cellular component (GO): nucleus
Molecular function (GO): DNA-binding transcription factor activity, RNA polymerase II-specific; sequence-specific DNA binding
Source: RefSeq, a predicted model, not a curated record
GUUUUAUCUUUUAGUUAUCUUUUUCUUUUUCAUUCAAUCUCGUAAAACAAGCAAGUUGAAUUUUUGGCAAAUAUUUUGUGUCGACGUUAUUCGUGGAGUCACGUCGCUGGAGGCAAAAACUUAACCUCCAACCAAAACCAGAGAUGAAUCAAACCAUAAAUCGAGGUGUACCGAGCUGUUCCUCACAACUGCACGCGUCCAAACGGUCGAAAUCACACAACUAUCGUGCAUUUUGAGUACAACAGAAUUAAAGUAUGUUUCCCGAAAGCAGCUCUUUCACGCAAAUCCACACGACCAGGCGUAUUCACCCCUUGCCGAAUUUGACGAUUUUAGCAACAUGAUUUGCAUAUUAAUAUUCAAUCACCACCGUACAAAACGUGACUUUUCAGCGAUUGAGAUACGUACACCAGCCUCGUUAGACCAUUGAUCAGCCACUUCCAGUGCCAUUUCGGUCAGAUGAGGUUAAAUUCCAAAAAUGUUUGACGUCAAAUCUAGAGGAGUACUACACUUAAUUUCAACUAAUACACCAUUAAUCCGUCAGGUAUCUGACCAUGGUUUCAUUAUCACCUGCUUCGAAAGGGUUAUUUAUGAAUAUUGACAAAGACCAGUCCUUUUGCUGUUUCCAAAUGAUAUCUUCAACAAAAAGAGAUUUACGCACACUAAACCGGCAGAACUCAGUCAUGCAAAUGCCAGACACAAGACUUACUACAAUUAACUUUACAUCUCUGCUAGUGAACAAUCCAAAGUGACUUAAUGAAUAUUCAUUUGGUGUAUUUACAUACAGUCACUGAACGGACUUUGAUUUAAAAAACAUGGAAAUAAAGGUGAAUAAAAGUCCAUACUUCUUUCUUAUUGUAGACUACUUCAGAAAAAAACUUUUCCGCGCCACUCCCAGACAACAGGCCUCCUGUGGACCAGGUAAAACAGGAGAACUUUUAAAAGAUUCUCUGAAAAAAUGGAAAAGAGCAAAUGUUCGAAUCAUUUAAAGGCGCGUGCUACCGCAAACACGGAAAAAACGACUCUGUUUUAUCGUCAUGGUAACCACAGCUGUCAGUCAUGCUCGUUAUUGAAAAGUGGUAAGAAUUCCGGGUCAAUCACACGGGGUUGAAAGCUGUGCAGGCAAGUAUUGGAUCGUGCAAGCCUUUACCAUAGUUAGGAGCGCCAUGAGUUAGCGGAGACCAAGCACUCAUAGAGGUCUGCAUUUCCCACGAGAUCAGCUUAUUAUACCAGGGGAAGCGGUAAGUUAUUGCUGCGUCUGCGAACCGAGGAAAUAGCCUUUUCCUUUUGCAAGACGUAAGGGUAAAGCUGAAAGGCCCGAAGACCUUGCUUGAAAUGGUAUCUCUACAAGACACAAAGAGGAAAUACCACUCCCACUCCAUCGAAAUUAGAGAAAUUCUGUAUAAUAAUGCGAACAAGGUGCGUAAAGAUGUGGGAGCAGAGCUCAAUUGACAUUUCCACAAGUCUCUGAUUUAAACCUGUGCAAAUAAAUAAGCCUGUGCGCAACAGCGACUGUUUGUGUUGAUGAUGCGUGAGGUACUGUGUCUGCUGAAGGAAACAGUAUACUAACAAGAUUCGGACUACCAAUCUCGUUAAAAUGUCGAAUACAACAAACGUGACAGUCUCUGCACCAGGUUCAAAAACGGCAAGGAUUAAUCAAAGACAACGGGCUGAGACGGAUGUGCGCGAGCAUUCACUAUCCGGUGACUGCAUCGGUUUACACGCGUGAUAGAGACUCUUAGCGAAGGAUAAACUAAAAUUGCACUGCAUUGCUACUAACUGUUUCGACCUGGUCUGCGAGAACGACGAGUGACAACUUUAUCACUAAUUUCUCAGUUCUGCAGCAGCGUUGUAAUGGAAACACUUAAGACAAAGCCAAGUUCAUUGAAGGUCGUCAACAUCCAAUCAGUCUUCAAAUAUCAAAAUAUCUUUAAUAUAAUAUAAUUAUAUAAUAUUUCUACGAGCAAGGCAAACAAUUGCUCUUUAACUGUGUACAUUUACAGUAUAUAGGAUAUCCGGAGGCGGGAAUAAUUUAAAUGUCACGUGGCCUCGUCUGGUGUACGUUUUGUCCCCACGUGGGGUUGGGGCACGGAAUUUUGUAUUUCCCAAGACAGCAAAAGCUAAAGGACGCUGCAAUUGCUUUAAACUAGCAUAAAGUUUCGAUAUUCACGAAAACUUAUAAUUACGUGCUAUGUUGGGGCUAGAUUUCAACCGUCGAAAGCUAAAUGUUGUCGAGAGUUGGACACUCCUCUAAUCUUGCUUUGACCAUUCCGGUUAAAAAUCGAUCUGAAUUGAUCCUCUAGUUCCUUCCUUUCUAUAACAGUGAAGCAGUUAAAUGCGCACAAACAACAGAAAAUUGGCCUCUAAAUAAAUUCCUCAGCUACCGACUGAUAGCUAUGAUAAGGUUCGGAAUACAGACCAGUCUCGUCCGGUACCUUUUCGGGAAAUGGGAAAUCAUUCUCAUUUUAAGACUAUACUCCAGCAUGCAAUAAAGAUCGACACAAGAGUACAAAUCCAGUGACUGUUAGCUGACUGCUAUUAGAUGUUCGCCGGGAAAAAUUAGUCAACAUUGGUGUUGAACUGUUAAUUAAUUCAGUCUUAACGAAGAUCAAACAAACGUUUCCGCAGACAGUUUGACCGAGAAGUGGGCUUUUCACAACGGCUAAAGUGCCUAGCCUCUUUUUGCUGUUCCUGAGCAGUCAAUUUAAUUGUAUUUAAUGUAUUGAUUCUCUUGGGGCUGUCCAGCUUUACAAACAAGACCGCAUUGAGAUGCGUAUAAAAGUGCAUGUGUGACAUCGGUGUUACUUUCUUGGACACAAGAAAACCUUCCCAUUAAGGCAAUUUACUAAACGUUUUAUAUAUUUAAGAGCAGUCAAACUCUACUGAACUGUGAUUAUCACGAUAACUUCUGGAUGAAGAAUUUUAUUUUCUAUUUUUGUAAGCAAGAUGAGUGAAUUGUUGGACUCCAUCUUGAAAUCAGUCAUGUAUACCGAGCAGAAAACUGCUUCAAGUCAGACUCUUCUAGAGAAAUUAUUUCUUUUAGGUUCAUAACAGUCAGAUGACUUGUAAGGCCUUUAUUCACGAAAAUCUGCAUGUUUUCCCGAGGUCUUACUUGGUAUUAUAAGAAAAAAAUUAAAAUUUCAGAAUAUGUGUCAUGAAUUAAUUUAUGCAAAUAGCUCUCCGGUACCAUACUGUCCGCUCCUAUGAAGAGCUCUGCAGCCAUUUGGUUCAGUUUAAAGAUUAACAUAGAGGGAAAUCACGAACAAGUCUUUUGUUCCACCCACACUCUACCAUGCGAGAAACGCUAUCAGUUAAAAUGAAGGCUAUUUUGCUUAGAGCAAAAAUUCAAGCAAAUGAAGUACGUAACGUAAGUCUUGACGCAGUUGAGUGGGCCGUUGAAUAUUCUGUAAGCUGAGAACUUUGAAGGUCAACAGUCAAGUUUGAUUGUUUUGAGGCAGUUAAGCGUGGCCCGUUAUGAUGGUACUAUUGAUUUCGGUUCUCGGUUGCCGACUGUUGCCGCGCGCUGUCAACAACAUAAUACUCCUACGCAGGAGUCAGUUACAGGACUAUUAAAUAUCAAAAUAACCAACAUCACGAAAGACUGCAAAAACAGUGAUUUCUCGCGACUACCACUGCAGCUAUUACAUUAGUUCAGAAAAGCUGAGAAUUCAAAACGAAAACGAUAACCUGACAUACUGAAGACUACACCAGUUGUAUUGAAUCGCUCAUGUUCGUUUUCAACGCUCACGUUUUGCCAAAAACCCGAUGAUAUUGCUUUUAAACUACUGCAAUAACUAGCUCUUGAGUUACAAGAGCCGGUUUACUUGAACAAAUAAAAAAAAAGCCGAGUUAACCGCACAGAAGCUAGAGGUAAGAAAACAUUUCAACGUCCUAAAUUGUUAUUUUUGACUGCAUUGUUACACGGAAUUUCGAAAAAGUAGUUUUACUUAGAUAUACUUGAGGUAGCUCGAGGAAUUUUUGCAAUUUGCAGUUACGUGAGCGAAAGUCCGUAUUCUCUAAUAUCUGAAAACCAAAGGAAGCAGAAGAACAACUCUUGAAAAUUAUACGACGUGUUCAAAAGUGAAAAUUGCGAUUCUGCAAGAAUUUACUGACCGUGGGAAAUUCUGCUGUUUAUAACAGGAACUUUUUAAAUGCCCUUCAGCUAUUAUUCUGGUUGUUAAGAAACAUCACCGUUUAUCAUUUUUGAAGUCUAGCGACAAAACCUCAAUUCUCAUAUGAAAUAGGUGAGGGGUACUGCUUUUGUAAAUCACAUUAUUUCAGUGACCACCAAUUUCAGUGAUCACAUAACGGCAGACGUGUUAACAAAAACAGUGCUCGAUAUCACUAGUAACAGUGCAAUGCUAAUUAGACAGAGAAUCUGUGAUUUUAAUUAAAGAAAAGAAGAGAGAAUUCAUGUCUUGAUCCAAGUUAAGAAUAUCCUAAGGCUCCUUUUUUUAAGAUUCACAGGGUGUACAUAAAAAUACGACAGCAUCAAUAGGCUAGACUACAUUCUUAGCUAAAAUAGCUCUUUGGUGCCCCGUGCAAGUACCACUAGUUCAAAUAAAUCACUGAAUUAGCUGCCACUUUUGUACUUUUUCCGCAACGAGAGAUAUUUUUGAAGCUGUUUACGUUUGUAGUAAAGGUAUCAAUAGGCUAGAAUACAUUCUUAGUUAAGAGUGUCGUCUUCAUUAGACAUACGACAGCAUCAAUAGGCUAGACUAUAUUGUUAGCUAAAAUAGCUCCUUGGUGCCCCGUGCAUGUACUACAAGGUCAAAUGAAUCACUGAAUUGGCUGUCUCUUUCAUACUUCUUCCGCAAUGGGGUAUAUUUUUGAAGCUGUUUGUAAUAAAGGUAUUUCUGGGAAUGCGACAAGUUUUGGUUUCACGUACUGGGCCAAAGUUCGAUUCAACAUACGUAAUCAUUGACAUACGACAUUACACUAGACAGACGGUACUGACGUUUAGACGGCUUCCUUUUAGGGAACCUGAUGAACACAGAGAGUACAAUGCAAAGGAAAUGGGAUGGGAAGGAAAAUCACUCGACUGCAAUCUUAUUUUGUAAUGUCAAUCAAAACGGGUUGGCUCUCUUUAAUUCGUGCUAUUUUGUACAGCGCAAGAACUGUUCCAAUAAAACAGACCCAUUUCCCUGCAUUUCUCAAUUUGAAGUCUUAACUUCAUCAAUAACAGGCUUCAUUUUGGCGGGAAUUUCGCAGCCGCCCACUCAGAUGGCAUAUUAACGUCAUCCGUGACGACAAGCACAAUUAACAAGCAAGAUACCACAUCGUCUGCUAACCAAAUCACGGGCAAUUCAGGGAGUUUAGAAACGACUUGCAACGCAAUUUUUCAGAUUUUCUGUUUAAAAAUGAGGUUCGAGCUAUCUUAUCUCUUUACUGAUUUUUUCGGGCCAGUGGAAUCCAACAUUAAGGAAGAACAAUUUACACAGAUCUUCGAGCACUUGAUUGGAAUCAGUCAAAAGCCGAGAUAAGACGUUUUACAGACUUCAGAGGAAAAAAUUAUAAAAAUAAACUCUAAACAUCGUCGAUUUAGUCGAUUUCUCGUAAGCGUUUUCGCUCACAUACUUUAGAUGCAACUAAGCGUGCAAAUUCCAUUGUUUAAAUUUCAUUUCAGGGGAUUUAAAUUCUUGUCAAGCUAUGUAUCUUCAAAGAGCUAUUUUACUUCAGCCUGGGCCCUGCGAUUUUGCACGAACGCACGUGGUCGAACAGAGUGCAUAUUACAUCAAGGAGCAGCGACCGACCGGUUUGAUUGCCAUCGACUGGCUUAACAACACAAUCUUCUUCAGAACACGAUAACACCGUACAUUUGGCGUGACAGCUAGCCAAUUUGCAUAAAGGGCCUCUCACGUACACCGCUAAACCCGGCAAUUCUUGUAAUUAUUUUGUAGAUCUCGGGACAAAAAGCAUUAAAUAUUGAGUGCGAUUUAACUGAACGUGUGCCAUCACUGUGGGAAAGAUUCGACACAUGAUUUUACGAGUGCUGAAGAGCCAUCGAGCGGACUUUACAUAUACAGUGAGGUUCUGAAUGAAAGACUUGCCCUCGUCCAUUUGACGUCAUAAUCCAUUGACAAGUUGGAUUGCCGGAUGUCAUAACAACCAGUGGUGGUUGCGCUUUGCAUCAUAUUAUAAUCACAAAUGAAUGAAAUGUUUUUAAAAGAGGAUAUCAAAUGAGCUUAAUUACAACGUGCCUGCACUGGGGCAACAUCACAGCAAAGUCAACGAGAUUACCAUCAACGGCGCUCGUCGCUUGCAGUCAACGAAGACCUUUUUAAGACAAAUUUAAGUCCAGGAAUUCAGAAAGGAAGAAAGCUCCGAAACACAACUGCUGCCGAAUCCUGACCUCGGCAUUUUCACGAAGGAAAUUUUUCCAGUUCCAUCACUUAAGAAGAACUUUAGCAAUCGACUCACACUUCCUCCGCCAGUGAGUCUGUUUGACGAAAAUGGUUCAAGACAGCAGCCCUUCCAGUCCAGUCGAUGUCGCUUUUGAGGAGCUCUUUGAAGUUAUCCCUGAGUUAAAGAUGUUCACCCCGGCUCAAGUUGUACCAGGCGCCGACCACGCGGACCAAGAUAGGCUAAUGGCUGGGUCUCCGAGCCUCGAAGAAGCUCGAAUGUACAAAAGCGAGCCAGAUCUGCGGAUCAAGAGCGAGCAAUCAGAGCCAUCAAGUCACACCUCUUUCAGUGAAGUUUCAAACUGGCUCCAGUGCAGUAUGCAGCUGGGUGACACGAGGCAUCAGACGCACGCGCGAGAUCCUUUCCUUUGCGCGCGCGAUUCGUUCUCCUUCCCAGAACAGAUGGACAACCUAGAGUGGAGGCCUCCGGUGCUACAAGCAAUGGCUCUCAUCAAACCAGAAACACCCUUCGAGUUAGACGAGAUGUUGAUAAGCCAAGCGCAGAAUGUUUGCCAGCUAGGAACCAGAAGAGAGAUGGCUGAAAGCGUCAGCCAAUGCAAGGUGUUCAUGCCUUCUUUCUGGGAUGCACAGCUCGUGAACGAGUGCGAGCCAUGGUACGACCAUCUCGACAACCCUCGCGAGAAAACGUUCGUGAACGGACCGAGAAACAGCCUGUUUAAAAACGAAAACGCAGGCAGUUUUUUUAGGGACGUCGACCCAAAGAAGGAAGAACCUGACAUGGCCCAAAUGCUAGAGCGAGACUCUGACAGCCCCGCGAGUUUCUCGAGUGUGGACAGUCCACCGGACCACGCGUGGAUGAUACGAGGCGUCCCGGCUUCUAGGGCUGAUGGCAUGAACGCAUUCAAAACAACAGAACAGAGGAAAUUUGUUAUGCACAAGAAUCACAAGACAACGUUCAAGUCGGGUCGCCCUCGCCUCUGUCAGUUCCUGCUGGAACUUCUCGACAACCCAGACAAAUACGCCUACAUGAUCGACUGGUUGGAUAAAGAGAAAGGCAUCUUCAAGUUCAUCAACUCGGGCGAAGUGGCGCGACUAUGGGGGCGUCGACGAAACAAGCCUUCCAUGAAGUAUGAGAACUUUGCUCGCUCUUUGAGAACCUACAUCGCCAAGGGAAUCCUCUUAAAGCCACGCAGCAAACUGGUCUAUCAGUUCGCCAAGGUAAAGAGCUGAGAGAUUCUAGCAAGGACUAUACGCCGCGAAAACGACACCAACAGAAAAGCCACUCAGAUUCCCACGAACAUUUGCGAGUAAACCCCAGUAGUAGUCUAACUGUUUCUCGGCAAAGCGCUGUAUUGUUCAGAGUGCAAUCACCACAAGAUAUUGAACUAAAAAAUAACGUGACAAUCAUGAUUUCAAAUCGACGAGAAAGGACCAGUAGGUCGUGAAGGACUGAGUGUAUCAGAGAGGAAAAAAGUACCAAUAUCUAUUUAAGUAGUUAGUACCGACAUGCGAAAUUCAUGCGCGAAACAUUCAGCAGAACGAUCAGAAAAACAUAAAGUUAUUUGAAUUUCAGAAAAAAAAAACAAAAGACAAAAUUUAAUUUUAAAUUUCCUGGUAGAUAAUUAGAAGAGAUAACAGCGCGACAGUUGAUUCUGUGCGCGCGUGGAGGUAAAUCUCGAGGCUUCUGCUUACUCCAAUCCGAGUCAAUUUCCAUGCUUUCCUUUUACAUCGAGUCUGUUAGAGUAGCUUUCUCACAUUUUAUCGAAUAAUAGGCAACGAAAAAUAUCUUAUAGGACAUUUAGGCGUCCCAAUCAUAGAACAAAAAAACAUUAGCAACUUACAACCGUUGUAUCUGCUCGAAAACAAAACAUACCAAUGUUAUUUCCCUGUUCAAGCUCAUUACCCGGUUAAUAAUAGUACUUGUUGAUAGUUUAUUCACCCCACCAAGUCUGCAAAAUGCCAUAAACGUGUGUGCCAGAAAGCAUAUCACAUCGAUACAGUGCUUGCCUGAUGACAGUCAAGCGAACAGUAUUUACUAUGUAAAAUACGAAAAGGACCAAGUUACAAUUUAGUGAUUCUGACCAUGUCAGACAUUGGGUGGUGUUAGUUAGCGUGUUGUGUUCGAAUUUUAACCCAUUACAAAGCCCGUUUCUCACAAAAGUUACUCAUUCGUUCGUUACCUAUCUCGUUCAUGUGUGUGUGAGAUGGAACAGGUUUGGAAGUAGUUAGUUUCCAAAAGGACAAGUGAUUUUGAAAUGGAAUAAAUGUUCUUAUCGUCUAAGUAAUUCAAUUGUGCCAAUAUUUUAAGGAAAAUUUAUCUAAAAAUUUUAUAUAAGGUCUUAUAAAGUAAUAUUCAGAUUUUAUGAAAUUAGCGUAAAAUAUAUUGUAGAAAACUAAGAAAUAAAAUCCAAUAAAAAAGUGUGUUAAAAACA